Aureobasidium subglaciale EXF-2481 is the source of this 1332-nucleotide messenger RNA. RefSeq lists its product as uncharacterized. Gene Ontology annotation, molecular function: DNA binding. The transcript is spliced from 3 exons. Gene Ontology annotation, cellular component: nucleus. The record is from RefSeq and is a predicted model, not a curated record. NCBI's taxonomy places the organism in Eukaryota, Fungi, Ascomycota, Dothideomycetes, Dothideales, Saccotheciaceae. Bases 1 to 1332 code for a protein of 443 amino acids.
AUGGGUAAGAAGAAGCGCGGUCACCCAGACAUUGAGGAGGUCCUUGCGCGUCCUUGGUGCUACUACUGCGAGCGCGACUUUGAUGAUUUGAAGAUUCUAAUCUCACAUCAAAAGGCGAAGCACUACAAGUGCGACAGAUGCGGUCGCAGACUGAAUACAGCUGGAGGUUUGUCUGUUCACAUGAACCAAGUACACAAGGAGAAUCUGACUACGGUGGAGAAUGCUCUGCCCAAUCGUUGCGCGCCCGACAUUGAGAUAUUCGGCAUGGAAGGCAUCCCCGACGAUGUCAUGCAGCAACACAACCAGCGCGUCAGUCACGAGUUCUUUGCUGCGGAGGCCGAUCGUCGCGCAGCUACAGGCAACCCGGUCCCCGGUUCGUCGAUUCAGGGAGCUGCAGGCACAAAGAAGCCGAAGCUCGAGUCUCCUGCCGAGUUGAAGGCGCGUUUGGCUGAACAUAAGGCGAGAAAGGCGGCCGAGAAGUCGGGCUUGGGCAGUGCUCCUGAUACACCUGCCGACGUCGCCACACCACCUCAAUAUCAAUCAAGCUUCCCUCCUCCCUCUGCACCGCAAGCUGGCAGUCCACCACCUGCCGCCUACCCUCCACAACCGUACGGCCAGGCUCCUGCCCCGUAUGGUCAACAACCCCCACCUUUCAACUACGGUGAGCCGUCAUAUGCAGCACCACCAGGGCCCUUCCCGCCAGGUCAGUUUGGUUCCCAACCAUCCUAUCCCCCCUCACAGCCGUAUGGUGGACAAGGCCCUCCAGCGCCGUUUGCCCCUCCUGCUCAAUAUGCCUACCCACCACACUCCGCCAGCCCACCUCAAUACCAGAACGCUCGCCAUGCUCCACCCAUGAGUCCACCUGCACAAGACUUGCCCACUCGCCAGAACAGUCUUCCUUCAGCCCCUGGUCUUCCGCAACGCCCGACGUUCAAUGCUCCCCACGUCAGCCGAGAGCAGCUCGCCGAAAUGCACAGUGGUAACAUGGGCGGACCUGUUGCUCCCUCGCAAGAGUCUGGCGCUAAUGCAACGAGUGUGGACGAGCUCAUCUCGGGCGCCGCUGCUCAGCACUCCGCAAAGUCCGCAGCAUCACAACAACCCACGCCUACUCCAGCUCCCGAAAAGGAAGCAGACGGUGGCAGCAAGAAGUCGAAAAAGGCUACACGUCUGGUUUACUCUGAUCAAGAAGUGUCACCUGAAGAGAAGAUGGCACAAAUGCCCAGGUAUGCCUUUACUCCAGACAAAGGUGGCGAAACUUACUUGGCUCCCGUCGAGGCAAAUGUUACUGGCAUUGUCAGGGGUCCCGACGAUGUGAUUGAUGCACAGAAUUAG